Striga asiatica is the source of this 1071-nucleotide messenger RNA. NCBI's taxonomy places the organism in Eukaryota, Viridiplantae, Streptophyta, Magnoliopsida, Lamiales, Orobanchaceae. The record is from the annotation of a GenBank genome assembly.
AUGGUUCCAACCAAGGAAGAAGAAGCUAAGCUUACGGACCACAAAGGAAAAAUGAGCGAGUUGGGCUCCGCGGAAAAGUUAGUUAAAGCAAUGCUAGAAGUACCAUUCGCCUUCUCGAGAAUCGAGGCCAUGCUCUAUAGAGAAACCUUUCAAGACGAGAUCCUCCAUCUCCGAAAGUCGUUCUCCAUGCUCGAGGAGGCGUGCAAGGAGCUAAGGUCGAGCCGGCUCUUCUUGAAGCUUCUAGAAGCCGUGCUCAAAACCGGGAACAGAAUGAACGUCGGCACUAUAAGAGGAGGCGCAAAGGCAUUCAAGCUCGAUGCCCUUCUCAAGCUAGCCGACAUCAAGGGCAAAGAUGGAAAAACGACCCUUCUCCAUUUUGUGGUCCGUGAGAUCGUUCGGUCCGAAGGGUUAAGAGCUUCCGAAAGCAUCAUGGGCAAGAUCCACUUCACGGGCCCAUGCAAGGAAGAAGAAAGCUUCGUAGAAUUAAUGGGCCUUGAUCUUGUAUCGGGCCUAAGCGCCGAGCUAAGCAACGCCAAGAAAACGGCCACUAUUGACUUGGACGUUUUGGCUAGCUCGGUGGAGAAUCUAACGGACGGCAUGAAACAGGUUCGUGACCUCGUUCGAAAUUUGGAGGGUUGUAAGAAAACGGGUGGAGGAGAAGGGUUUGUGGGGUCCAUGUGGCGAUUCUUGAUUCGUGCGGAGGAUGAGUUGAGGGGAGUGAGGGAUGACGAGGCUCGGGUUUUUUCGCGCGUUCGGGAGAUUACGGAGUAUUUUCACGGGGACGUGAGUAGAGACGAGACGAACCCAUUGAGGAUUUUCGUGAUUGUGAGGGAUUUCUUGAGCUUGCUCGACAAUGUGUGUAAGGAGCACCAUAAGGCGUUUUGGGUAUUGAUAGUUGGAUUUGGGUUUGUUUGGGCUGUUCACCAAGUGCUACCAAAGCUAACCUCGGCAAUUUUGGGUAUUGAUAGUUGGAUUGGGUUUGCUGCUGUUCACCAAGUGCUACCAAUGCUAACCUCAGCCAUUGCCGCACGCAUCCAACACGACCGGCCCACCGCUGCCUUCGGCCCAUAA